UGGAAGAGCUAAAUGGUGGUGGCAGUUCAUCAGGUGGUCAGCGGAAGGGCGCUGGAAAGCGGGCCAUUGGACCAUCGGAGAUGGCGGCACCGCCAGAAUCAGGUUCAACUCCAACCACUCCUUGUGGAGCCUGCAAGUUCUUGAGGAGGAAGUGUGUCAAAGGUUGCAUCUUUGCACCCCAUUUUAGCUCGGACCAGGGUGCUGCACUGUUUGCUGCGGUUCACAAGGUGUUCGGAGCCAGCAACGUGUCGAAGCUCCUGAUGCACCUUCCAGUCCACUGGCGAAACCAUGCGGUUGUGACCAUAUCGUAUGAAGCUCAAGCUAGGUUGUCGGACCCUGUUUAUGGUUGCGUCUCAACAGUCGUUGCUUUGAAACAACAGGUAGCAGCUUUGCAAGCAGAGCUAGCAAUGGUGCAGAACCAGCUGAUAAACAACAGAGUUAUGGCGGCAAACGCUCUCCAGGGUUCACUGCAGCAACCACAGGCGGUGCACCACCCCAGAUGGCUGCAGCCGGAGUAUUCAAAUGCUUCCAAUAACAACAUGAUUAAUAUGAGCAGCUUUCAGUCGAGUCAGAAUAAUCUUGCAGGUGAUCAUCAGACUGCUGUUGAUUUGCAGCCGAGCUUCGAUCCUCUUCAAUUUUCUCGACCUUAUGGUGAAAAUGGAGAAGGAAGCGGAGACCUUUUAGCAUUUGCCGAACAAAUGUUUCAUCCUCGAUGAAUCCCGUAGUUCUAAUAAAGAAACUUGCAGCGUUUCCCUCAUGAAUUAGUUGUUGUUCUGCCAUGUCAAUAUGAUCAAAACAAAUAACAUGUAAUGCAACGUUUAUGAAUUUUUGC
This is a messenger RNA of Cynara cardunculus var. scolymus (artichoke), 832 nucleotides long. RefSeq names its product LOB domain-containing protein 20-like. Bases 81 to 716 code for a protein of 211 amino acids. The transcript has 2 exons. Lineage: Eukaryota; Viridiplantae; Streptophyta; Magnoliopsida; Asterales; Asteraceae. The record is from RefSeq and is a predicted model, not a curated record. Gene Ontology annotation, cellular component: nucleus. Gene Ontology annotation, biological process: hormone-mediated signaling pathway; positive regulation of DNA-templated transcription.